This is a messenger RNA of Calliphora vicina (urban bluebottle blowfly), 3422 nucleotides long. It is a transcript of the gene pav, whose product is annotated as pavarotti. Lineage: Eukaryota; Metazoa; Arthropoda; Insecta; Diptera; Calliphoridae. The record is from RefSeq and is a predicted model, not a curated record. Gene Ontology annotation, molecular function: ATP binding; microtubule binding; microtubule motor activity. Gene Ontology annotation, cellular component: nucleus; microtubule; kinesin complex. The transcript is spliced from 6 exons. Bases 150 to 2819 code for a protein of 889 amino acids. Gene Ontology annotation, biological process: microtubule-based movement; mitotic spindle midzone assembly.
AACAUGUUUGUUUAAAAAUAACUGAUCAAAAAUACAAGAACUUUUUGGAAAAAACUAAACAAAAACUAUAAAUUUUAAGAGCAUAAUCAUAUUUUUGUGAAAAUAAAAAACAAUAAUUGAUAAAGGAAUAAAAUAACCAAAUAAAAAUCAUGAAAGCCACAGCCAGGACUCCCAUGAGGGCUAUGAGACCACCGCUGCAACAGAAAGACGCUCGUUUACGUACACAGCUAUCGCAAGAAAACAUUGAAAAUUGUGCACGACAAAAAGAUCCGGUACAUGUAUUCUGUCGUGUGAGACCAUUACCCUCCGAUGGUGAUUUAUCCUGUGUAAGAGUAAAAAAUUCCACUAGCAUUGUCCUAACUUCACCCGAACAGGCAUUGGGCUCUAAACAGGGUGCUUCAAAAGAAACUCAAUAUAUAUUUAAGCAUGUCUUUGAAGCGAAUGCCACUCAACAGGAUGUUUUCGCUGGAGUUGCUCAACCCUUGGUGGAGAAUUUAAUACGAGGUCGUAAUAGUCUAUUAUUUACCUAUGGUGUCACUGGCAGUGGUAAAACAUAUACAAUGACGGGCGAUACAAGACACCGAGGCAUUAUGCCCAGAUGUUUGGAUGUUUUGUUUCGUACCAUAUCGGAUUAUCAAACUAAAAAAUACAUUUUCAAACCAGAUCGUUUGAAUGGUUUUGAAAUUUUAUCUGAAACAGAUGCUCUAUUGGAACGACAACAAGAAAUGAAUCAACGUUUUGCGGGUAGAGGUGUCUUAAGACGUAAAGAUUCAGAUCCCGAAAUAGCUUCACAGGCCUCGUGUGAUAUGGCUCCUUUACAGGGCAUUGAAGAAGAUAAUAUGUAUGCGGUUUUCAUAACUUAUGUUGAAGUAUACAAUAAUAGUGUAUAUGAUUUACUGGAAGAAGGUGGCAUUCAGAAAACUUUGCAAAGCAAAAUUAUUCGCGAAGAUGCCAAUCACAACAUGUUUGUACAUGGUGUUACCGAAAUUGAAAUCAAAUCCGUCGAAGAGGCCAUAGAAGCCUUUCAAACUGGCCAAAAACGUAAACGUAUGGGUCAUACGGUACUAAAUGCCGAAUCUAGUCGUAGCCAUUCCGUCUUCAAUAUACGUUUGGUACAAGCGCCCACAGAUUGCCAAGGUGAAAAUGUUGUACAAGAUAAACGUACCAUAACCGUGAGUCAAUUGUCUCUGGUAGAUUUGGCUGGCAGUGAAAGAUCAUCACGUACUAAGAACACAGGAAUGCGUUUGAGAGAAGCGGGUAAUAUCAACAAUUCUCUAAUGACUUUACGUACUUGCUUGGAAUAUUUACGAGAAAAUCAACAAACUGCUGCCUCGAAAAAGGUGCCCUACCGCGAUUCGAAAAUUACACAUUUAUUUAAAAAUUAUUUCGAUGGCGAAGGUCAGGUGUCGAUGAUAGUGUGUAUAAACCCGCGGGCGGAAGACUACGAUGAAAAUACGCAAGUUAUGAAAUUUUCCGAAAUGACCCAAGAAGUGCAAAUAGCACGCGCUGCUCCCAUCAAAACAGAUUUAGGUUUAACGCCUGGUCGUCGCAAGGCUAAUAAACUUUUCAAGAUUGCUGUAAAUAAUCUCAAUGAUUUGGGCUAUAGUGAGGCGAAAACUUUAGAUGUGGAUGUUGGUUUGGUUUAUACCUUGGGUCCCAACUUUCCGGAAUAUAAAUUGGAUGGCCCAGAAGCUGAUUCCACCAUCAAAGAUUUGAUGCAGUAUUUGUUGCAGCGUAUAGAAAAAAGAAAAUUACUUAGUAGUGACUUGGAAACAAGAUUCGAUAAUUUCCGCUUACAUUUGAUGCAAAUGGAAAGAGAAAAUCUCUCCUUACGCACCGAAUUAGCCUCCCUUAAGGCAGUCUAUAAACAAGAACGUGAUCGUUCUUAUGCUCUGGAAAAUAAAAUACGUGUUCAUGAAAGCUCUAUUGAUGUGCUUAACAAUAAGUUGGGUAAUCGUGAGCGGCAGAUCGAUGAGUUGACGCGUAAACUUAGAGAUCAUCAAAGUAUGCUCAGUCGAAAGGAACAAGAGAAAGAAAAUCAAAAGAAGAAAUUUAAUUCAAAACUAGCUGUUGAAGUGGAAAAACUUGAUCGUUUACAUGAUCUGAAACAUGCUAAAUUACAGUGUAAAAUUCGUAGUAAAGAUGAAAAGCUAAAAUUAUUGUCGAAUAUAAUACAAUCGGAUGAAAUGACCGUUAGAAUGCCAAGAUCGAGAAGUUCCGAUAAUUUGUCGGUGGAUAAGGAAAUGCCACAGCCUGCAGAAUCAGUGCGAACCGUACCAACGGCCACAGCUACACCUAGAACAGAUUUGUAUAGCACACCUAGAGUGCCAAGGGGCAUGGCCGCUGCUAACAAACGUCAUCGUCGUUCUCGAUCAGCCGGUGAAAAAUGGAUUGAACAUCGUGCGCCAAAUCCCGUGCCACUCGGCACUAUUUUACAACCCUAUCUUAAGAAUCGCAAAUCAAUAACCAAACUGCAAGAUAUGAAAGAUUUAACGGGACACAAAGCCAACAAAUACAUACUCGUGUCCCAAGAUGCCGAUACAGAUGGUGAUGUCGAAACUAAACUUUUCAAAGGCAAUAUUAUACCGACAUGUGGCGGUGGAGCCCAAGUUGUUUUCGAUGAUGUGGAGUGCCUAAAACAAAAAUCACCAGUACCUUCGCCCAAUCGCAAAAGGCCCAGUAAUGGUGGUGUACUCAGCAAUAUUGGCACUACAGUUUCAGCUCUCUCAGCUAUAACCAGCAUAAAUUCAGCCAAUGAAAUUGCCUCCAGAUGUAAUGUUGGCAUUGAGGGACAUACCGUUAAACGCACCAAAGUGUAAAGUGUUGCUAUUUUUUUUUUUGACUAAUAUCUCUUAAUAUUUCUGUCCAUUUGACUUGAAACUAUCUCAUUAUAAUUAUUAUUUACUAGAUUAUUAUUAUUAUUAUUUCAAACGAACGUAUGUAUUUUUUAUUAGUAUUUUACUUUUAAUAUUGUUAUGGAAUUAUAUAAUUCAGAUUUAUAAAAAUAUAUUUUUAUUUUUUUCUCUCACACCCAGUGUUCUUGAAACGGGUUUCGUACUUAUUCAGUUUUGAAUUUAAAAACAAAUUUUUUUAUAAUGAAGUAUUUUUUUUCUUUCUUUUAUUUUAAAUAUUGCUACUGUUUGUAGUAUUUUUUUCUUCCUUUAACUUUUAUUAAUAUAUAGAUGUGAAUAUAAAACGCUAUAUAUUUAUAAGAUAUCGCAAGAUUCACUCUUAUUUUAUAAUGGUUAUAAAACUAAAAAAAAAAAUAAACAUCAUCGUAUUAAACCAAUUGAUUUGAUUGUAAAAGUAUUAACUAAAUAUAUACAUAUAUUUUAGUACAUUUGUUUUUAGUUCGGGAUCAGGUUUAAAUUUAGCAAAUAGUUAAAAGAAACUAAAAUAAAUUUUUGAUAUGAUACUGCAAA